GCCCGCCCGCCCCCAACGGGCGCACGACCCUGUACAUCUUCCACAAGAGUGUGCUCAAAGGCUGCGCCGGGCCCUCUUUACCUCCUCCUCGCCCGCGGGCUAAUCGACGAUGGCCAUCUUUAAGAAGAAGGGCAAGAAUGACCGCGAGCAUGGCGCGCGGUCCCCUACAAACAGUCCUCCUGUCCAGGUUCAACAAUCCAUGAUCGCUGCCGUGCAGCGCGGAGCGUCGGACACCUACCCUCCGCCCAGCGCGCCCAUGGGCUCAAACCCCAAACGCAUGACCAACUCUAUACAGUUUGGCGCUGUCCCUCCGUCUGUUCUCCAGAGCGCCCCAACCGGUCGCGCUUCGCCUGGUCCAGGAGGGCUACAGGGCGGCGGCUACAACGUUGGCAUGGGGUUACCAUCGUCGAUGCAGCAGGGCCACCUGCAGCACCAGCAGCAGGCAUCGCUCGGCUCGAUGAACGGCCCAAUGUCUCCGUUGGCGAUGGUUUCGGCCCAGAACAUGGGCCCACCAAGCAUGCAACAUCAGCAGCAGCAACAGCAGCAGCAGCAGCAGCAGCAGUUUCAGCAGUUCCCGCAGCAGUCGCAGCACCAGCAGCAGGCUCAGCAUCAACAACAGGGCGGAGCGCUGCAGCAGAUUCCUCCGCACAACCCGGGUUACCCGUGGUCGACCAGACCUCUCCGUCUGUAUCAGCCGCGCGAACACUCGCAGCCUCUCUCCCCGUUCCCGCGGUACGGACUCAGUGUGCCGCCCUACCCGUCGCACUCUGGCCACAUGCUGCUGUUUGGCGGCUUAGUAGCUGAUCGCGCUCACAACGAUCUGUGGAGCUUGGACGUGCGCGACCACUCGCUCCAACUAGUCAAGACGCGCGGUGAAGCACCGCUGCCUCGUAUCGGCCAUGUGAGCGCUAUUGCCGACCGUAUCAUGCUCGUGUUCGGCGGCGACACCAAGGUCGACGAGAAAGACAAGCAGGACGAGGGCCUUUACGUCCUCGACCUGCGGACGCAGGAGUGGUCUCAUCUCCCCGUCGUGGCUGGACCAUGCGGGCGUUAUGGCCAUGCCGCUUGUAUGCUCGGCGGCAAUUUCUACGUCCACGGCGGUCAUGUCGAUGGCAAGAACUUUGACGACUUGUGGGCAUUUGACAUCCGUCAGCUUGGGAGAAACGACGGACAAUACACCUGGGAGCGCAUCCAGUACAACUCGCCCGCCCCGCUCGCGCGUACUGGCCACACCAUUGUGCCGUACCAAAACCAGCUCUUCCUGUUCGGUGGUACGGACGGCGACUACCACUACAACGACUCGUGGUCGUUUGACAUCGCCACGAGCGUCUGGACUGAGCUGGAGUGCAUAGGAUACAUUCCUAUUCCCCGCGAGGGCCACGCCGCAGCCAUUGUCGACGACGUUGUCUACGUGUUUGGUGGCCGUGACGUACAUGGCAAAGACCUUGGCGACCUCGCUGCAUUCAGAAUUUCCAACAAGCGCUGGUACAUGUUCCAGAACAUGGGACCUUCCCCCAUGGCCAAGUCAGGCCACAGUCUGUGUGCUGCGCAUGGCAAGGUCUUCGUCAUCGGCGGAGAGUCCAACUUGGCGCCAGAGGUGCCUCGAGACGACCCAAACGUGAUCCACAUUCUUGACACAGGUAAAAUCAAGUAUCCAUCCGACAGUCAGUCGCCUGGUGGAACACGGCCCCCUCAGCAAGCUCGGCCACGAACAACGUCGGAUGCGACCGACCGCCGCCCGGCCAAUGGCAUUAGUUCCAACGGCAGCAGUCCCUACGGAAUGGGGCCUUCAGGCAACGCACAGGCCGCCUACAUGGCAUCACGAUCUGUUGACAACGUGUCGCGGGCCAUGUCUCCUCCUCAAAUCGCAUCAGAGCCGCGCCCUCUGAUCGUUACAAACGACACGGGAUCCAAACACUCCAAGCAUACGCCCCGCUCGGAGUCGCUUGACUCGACGGGGCCGCCCAGCGGCGGGCCGCGCAUGAAUGGCCAGGCCCAACCUAUGGGCAUGCCGCAGCAGAUGCUGCAGGGCGCUUCGCUCCCGCAGGGUGCGCCUCCGCAGCGCCCACGCCGCGAGGGCGAUGAGGAGUACCGCCGCGCAAUGUCGCCUCCCGAGGUGACUAUCAACGGCACCCCGAACACCUCAUCAUCAAGCCCUACCAACGAAAGCGUGGUUACGCCAAACGGCGACGUUGUGACGCACGUUGCGCCCCGUCGCUCUGUCUCGCCACCGCCCCCUGGUCACGUUGCGAGCCACACAGUUCACCCAAAUCUUCGCAGCACCCGCAGCCCUCCUCCGCAGCUUCGUGCUGGAGAGGAUGGCCGCCCUGCACUCCCUCCUGACGCUUUCUACUUUAGUGGCAAGUCUGCCACGGGCACCAGCCGCCCUGGAUCCAUGUUGGGCCGGCCUGGGUCUAUCCUCGGGCGACCAGGUUCAAUCGUUGGCAACAGGCCUGGCUCUGUCGCCGGCACCGCCGACUUGUUGCGCGAAAUCAAGGCUCGUGAGACGGAGGCAGACAACGCCAAGCGCCGCGAGGGUGCGUUGCGUGUGCUCCUCAGCAGGGCGAUCGAGCAAGGCUUUGUCGUGGACGAUGACUCGGCUGAUGUGCCGCCGCCAGAUGUCUUUGGCGACAACGAGCAGCUUCGCCACGUCGCGCUGGCGUUGAAACAGCUCAAGCAGGAGAAGGCCAAUCUCCAGAACGAGGUCACACAGCAGAUGCAGCUUGCGUCCGAAAAGAUCCAUGACUCUGAGCGCAUGCAAAAGGCGGCGCUGCAGGAGGCGGCGUACUAUCGUGCCAAGCUCGCCGCUCUCGAAUCUGGGGACACCAACGAAGUCUCGAAGCUUGAUGCCACGCGCAUCGCUGACCUUGAGCGGCAACUCGAGGCCACAACCACCGAGCACGCUGGAGGACAGCGUGACUUGGAGCGCCUCAAAUCCGAGGCCGCGCACCAUCAGAAGCUCUGCCAUGACGCCACCGAGGCCGAGACCGAGACGCUCAAGCGUGCCGAGCUCGCCGAGGAGGAGAUUGCGCGGCUGCAGGAGGAGAUCGAGACGCUCAGAGAUCAAGUGGCCAACCACGACCGGUCGACGCGCGAGCAGACCGAGCGGUUCAUCACCCUCACGUCGACGCAUCAGCAGCGUCAGGCCGAGCGUGACGACUACAAGACGCAACUCGAUGAGCUGCAGGGCAAGAACGACGAAUUCGCCAAGCUUCUUGAGCAGGCACAGGCGUCGAUGGCUGCCACCAACCUCCGCGCCGACGAGUUUGAGUCCAUGCACAAACAAGCGAAGGAGCACAUCGCAGCACUCGAGCAGGAGCUGGCUGAACUCAAGCGCGCUCUUGAGGACAAGACACGCGAGGCCGAACAAGCUACCGCACGACUCGCAGAGGCCGAGGGUCUUCAUACCUCUGCCCGCGAGGAAGUCACCAACUACCGCAGCCUCACCAGCGGUCGACUCGGUGAGCUCCUCGAGACGCACCGCGCCCUGCGCGACGACAACACGCGCGGCGUCAAGGGUCACCAGGACCAGAUGCGCGCUCUUGAAGAGGAGAAGGGCUCGUUGCUCAAGCUCCUCCGCGACGCAGGUGAGCGUGUCGACGCCACUGAGGCCGUCGCCAGCUCGCACCGCAAGAAGGCACGCGAGCUUGAGCAACAGCAGCACACCCUGCGUGGCGAGGUACGCGCCCAACGUACAAAGCUCGUUGCAGCUCAGAACGAGCUCGCCAAGUACCGCGACCUCUUUACCAACAAGGAUUCGGAGCUGCGCGAGCGCGACCAGGCCGUCACCGAGCUGCAGACGCGAGUGUCGCUUAUGCGCAAGCUGCUCGGCGAGCACGGCAUCAACGUGUCCGACGCCGAUCUCGAAUCGGCCGAGACAUCAAGUGCCGGCGAGCUCGAGUCCAAGCUCCGCGACAAGUCGCGUGCGCACGACACGGCGCAGCGCGAGAUCGACGAGCUCAAGCGCCGCUGCCAGGAGGCCGAGGACAAGGCUGACUCGCUUACUCGCAUGGUUGAGCGCUACAAGGACUCUCGUAGCCCGAGUGCCGGCUCCAUACGGUCUGGCGACGGCGAGGGUGGGGACGCAAACCAUCGUGCGUCCGAGGCCGAGCGCAAGCUCGCCGAAGCCGAGGAGGCGCACCAGAAGCGCCUCACGGCGCUGCAGAGCGACUACGAGACCGCUGUCCGCUAUGUCAAGGGCACGGAGAAGAUGCUGAAGCGCAUGAAGGACGAGCUCAACAAGCAGAAGGCGACGAACACCACGCUCCUGUCGGAGCUGGACGGUAUGCGCGGGCGCGCAGGGUCACCACUCACGCGGGGUCUCUCUGGACGAACAACACCCUCGGACGGCGAGCUCACGCGCAAAAUUCACACCCUGCAGAACCAAUACACUGCCUUGCAGGCGGAGCUGCAGGCGUCACAAGACACGCUGAACGCGCGCAACCGCGAGUGGGAUCUGCUGCGCGCACGUGUCGAAGAAAACGAGCGAGAAAACGAGGCGUUACGCGAGGAUCUGGCGCAGGCGCACCACCGCAUCGAGACGUUGCUAGAGAUCAACCCGGCCGGGAUCAUGGGCUCGGACGACGAGGAUGACCGGUUAGGAGGGCUGCGGCGGGGGUCUACGGCGUCGAGCGACGGCGGCACAUCUAUGGCGUUUGACAAGUUUACGAAGGAGUUGAAGCAGUGGGAGCGGGCACGGUCACCGGACGCGCAUGACGAGGAUGUGAGCGAGCACGAGGCACGGCUGAACGGCAAGGCUAUGUCACCGAACCCCGCGGCGGCGGCGUACCCCGCGCUCCCGGCCAAGGCGUCCGGCUCCGCAGCGCAGGGGCCGCCGCACGGCCGCAACGUGUCUGGCGAGUGGCAGUAACGGACGAUGAGACGAUUCCCGCGACGAGCAUAUGACUACCCGUAGUAUCCAUACCGUACAAUGACGAAUGCGGCCACGCUGCCGGUCUGCUUG
Molecule: messenger RNA, 4963 nt
Organism: Cutaneotrichosporon oleaginosum
Lineage: Eukaryota; Fungi; Basidiomycota; Tremellomycetes; Trichosporonales; Trichosporonaceae
Cellular component (GO): cell cortex of cell tip
Molecular function (GO): protein binding
Source: RefSeq, a predicted model, not a curated record